AUGCCGGUCAUGGAGAAAGUAUCAUCCAGAGAGCGAGAAAGCCAAGUAAGAAAACACAUGAUGUGAAAUGUUUGCUUAAAGUUACUGGAUUAAUUCUUUUUUUAAGAGUGAGUGUGAUCGCUUUCCAUGGUGCUGAAGUUGCAAUGAGAGUGGAUUUCAGCACCACGGACAGAGGCAGAUUCACUUCCACUUGCUCACCACUAGGGGUGAAAGUGAUUGCAGGCCUUCUAUGUUCAAAAAUAAAUUAAAAAGAAAGAUUUUUUGAGGAUGAAUUUUAUUGAAAGUAUGAAUUAAACUAAUUUUUUUGACUUUCUUCUCCCCUCAAAUUUUGUAGUUGUCUGUUUUACCAGGCAAAGCUUUAAAAAGAAAAGAAGAAAACAAAGACAAAAACCCUCAAAGUUCAUGUUUCCACUGCUUAUUUUACAAUUCUAAUAUCCAGGUCAAUUUUAACAUCCUGGGUUACUAACCGUAUAAUGCAAAUGAUCACACAUCAGACAGCAAAGAUAAUCAAUUUGCAUUUUCUGUCCUUAAAAAAAAAACAGGAGUGUUUUCAAAUCCCACAGGGCAGCGGGACUUGGAAACACUCGAAGCAUUUAAGAUGAAUUAUUAACUGAUGUUCUAAUAAUAAAACCAUAAAGAAAAGAUGUGAGGGAAUUACCCUUUUAACUAAUGAACCUUCUGUGAAUCACGGGAAAGACGUAAAGAAAUAAUUGAAGAGAGGAUUAAGAUUCAUGUGUUGUUGCUGUGACAAAUCAGGUGCUGCCCAAAGUCCCCGUUCCCCCGCUGAAGCAGACCCUCGACAUGUACCUGAGAAGUAUACAGCACCUGCUGAAGGAGGAGCAGUUUAAGAAGACGAAGGCCGUCGUGGAGAAAUUCGGGGCGUCUGGAGGGUUGGGAGAGAUUCUGCAGAAGAAGCUUCUAGAGAGGAGGGACAAGACAAACAACUGGGUAAGAGAUCAUGAGUGGAAAAACUUGUUUUUUGUGCAGGUGCGACAGAAAACAAGAUUUUUCUUUAAGUUGGAAAAUUCAAUACUGUGAUUAAAAUUUAAUCAACCACCAUUAUAGUUUACUUUUCUUAUCACAGAUUCUGCACCAGAUAUCGAACUCUGCAUCUGCUCCAUUUGUUUAAAUUUUGAUAAAAAUCGCCCUCUACUUCGUCUCUAACUCUGUACAACCUCUAAAAAUAAUCUAAACCCAUUGAUGAAAGAGUUGAAAAGAGGUAAACACCUGGCGAUGAUGAUUUAUUGAAGCCUCCUGCUCAUGCUUUUUCACCUCAAUCUCUCCUCCCCCUCCUCCCGCGUCUGGCUGAUCGCUCAGUCCACAACUCAUCCGGCUGGGUGAAAUCUAUCACGCUCCCACUCUCCCUGACUCUCUGCUUUCAUGUGGCAGUGAUACACUGUAAUGGUUUUUUACUCCAUCGCACACAGGUCUCCACUCAGAAAGUAAUAACUCUGAGUCCAGAGAGCUUAAUGAAGCAACAUUUCUCAAAGAGUGUCUCCUUCUUUAGGUGUAUGAGUACUGGCUGGAGGACAUGUACCUAAACAACAGGUUGGCUCUGCCUGUUAACUCCAGUCCUGUCAUGGUGUUUCCUAAGCAGACGUUCAGGGAUCAGAAAGAUGCGCUCAGGUAUGUGAUGGACUUUUGGUUCCAACUUUAAAGCUGCAAGAAAAAGACAUUCAUGCAAAAUGACUUAUUUUUUAUGAAUGGGAAAAUGUGCUGUUUUUCUUCAUUGACAUAAGAUAUAAAUCAGCAAAAACUACCUUUAAGAUUCAAAUUCUGUAUAUUUGAGCUUUUUGCCAAAAUCCCAAUUAAUCCAAAAUCAAUCAGAAUUAACUUAAAAAGGCUUUUGAUCGCUCAUUUCAACUGACAGACAAACCAAAACCAAACUUUUUACUUUUAAAGGUAUAUUACCCCCAUUAUUGAUCAUCAGAAUAGAAACAAAAUCAUUUUCAAUCAAGUAACUAAAUCUAAGCCCAAGCCCAGGUCUGUUUUUGUUACUUGGUUGAAUUUUCCUUUGGGGAUCAAUUAAGUUCUUCUUAUUUCUUAUUUCAAAACCAACAAGCUGGAGGAUUGUCAAACAUUUUCUGCGAACUCCACAGUCGAUAUCUAGGAAUGAUCAAACUUUAAAGCUCCUGUGAGGAGUUUUGGAUUAGUUAUAAGACAGACUCUAUGUUGCAUAAAAGCCAAUGAGACGAUUGACAUCAAGAUUGACUAGUGACCAUAUGUUUCUCUUUCGCCUGGACUUGUCCUCUUUUUUAGGGGCUGUUAGGGCUUUGUCCAGGGAAGUUUAUAAAAUCCUUCAAAUGUCUGCGGUUUUGUGUCAAGUUUGUGUCACGUGGACUUACUGAGUUAGAUGCGUGUAAAGACACUCGAUCCGACCUGAAAAACUCUCAAAAUUGACUUUGUUCGACUCAGUGACUCCGACCUAGUGUAGCUGUGUCCUCUUUUUGGGAAGUCAGAAUAUGGUCACCCUAAGAUUGACAAUGUCUAUGUCAUAAGUUUUGAUGCUGUGAGAGGGUAGGUACACUAAAGUUAGCCUUAGUUACUUUUUCCACAACAAAAACAUUUAAGAUAUAUUGUUGGAGACAUGGCCUGACACCGAGAAAUUACGUGAGGAAAGAGCUACCUUUGGGAAACACUGGAGAUAAAGUUAAAAAAUAGAAGAUAAAGAUUAAAAAAUAAAAUGGUAAAAAGAAAGAGUAAAACCUGAUGGACUAAAACAAGAAAAAAAAUAUUAAAUGGACAGAUAAGUAAGAGCUCUUUACCAUGUGAAAGGCGUAAAAGAAGUAAAAACCUCUAAGACGGGAAUUAAGAAAGAGACUAAGAACAGAGAUAAUUUAUAAAAUGACAUAAAAGAAACAUGAAGAACUUUGAUUAAAAUGAACAUUUGCAAUAAGAGAAAUAUAAAAAGGCAACUAGUAAAAAGCCUAGUUAAAAAGGUGAGUCUUGAGCCUCUUCUUAAUCAGAAAUAAGAGUUACCACUUUGUCCACAAGGGGCAGCAAAGUCAGCACAGACAGAAAGUUCCUCACAGGAGCUUUAAGUUGAAAUUCCACCUAAAAAAGGAGAAAACAGAAAAUUGUGCAAAUUAGAAAUAUCAGAUGUUAAAACUGAAAAAAUGUACUGCAUUGAAAACAGACGUGACUGUAGUGGAAAUUAUCGCAUGGGAUCAAGAUCAAUUGAAAAAACGAUGUAUGUGAACAGAAUUGAUUAUUGCAUUUACCAACUACAUCAUGACUGUCAUUUAAGAAUCAAGUUCGAGCUCUGAGCGAUAAAUGAACGAUUGUUUAGUUUCCCUUUCUAACAACAUAAACUCUACAGUAGAUCACUCUUUUAUCUUCUCCUUCUCAGCAGUCUUCUGAUAACCAUCUGACAAACAGACAUGCAGAAAAAUCACAGACCUCAUCCUUUCGUCUAAUCUCUGUUAUUAAAUGAGCUGUGCUGCUCCACCAGACAUUACACCGCUCCCUCCAGCUCUGCAACUCAACAUUAGCUUUUGUCAGCUCAUGCCACACUAACUGAAUAUUUCCAGAGCACCUCAAGCGGGCUAGUAAUCUACUGACACAGACACUUAUUAGAUUGGGAGUGACAGGACCAAGCUCUCCGCAGAGACUGCUAGUCAGGCCUCAUUUAGGGGUGUGGUGCUCAGCGGGCCGCCUCCUUUGUAUCGAUCCGGCUUUGAACGUAAUAACACUGAGACAAAUGACACAAAACACGAGAGCUGACAGGGCUCUGUGUUUUCCCUGUUUGCCCUCACCGCCCACUCAGACUGACUCUCUCUGUCUCUCUCACUAACGCUGACAAACACACACAGCUCGCCCACUGUAUCCCAGUAAUUAGCCAUAAUGUGAUUACUGUUACAGGGAAGAGUCUACGUCUGAUCAUGAUUACCAACCCUUCUCUGCGUGUUUUCUCUUUUAAGGUGAAUUUAGCACCUUGCUUUUCUAAUUUCAAACCUCUCACUCUUUUCAGAUUUUCCGCUCGUCUCAUCAGAGGAGUGCUGGAAUAUAAGGCUCUCAUUGAUGCGUAAGUUUAACCUCUAAUGGAUCCUGCAGAAGUGAAAGUCUUUAGAGGUAAUAUGAAGUUUAUGUAAUGUCUCUCAGGCGAGCUCUGCCGGUGGAUUUUGCCCGAGGCCAGCUAGCUGGAACCCCUCUGUGCAUGGAGCAGUACUACCGUCUCUUCACCUCCUAUCGCUACCCCGGGCUAAAGACAGACACACUGAAGGUCCAGAUGAACACGGCCUCCUCGGUGCCUGAGCACAUCAUCGUGGCGUGCAAGAACCAGGUCAGGAUGAAGGGCUCUGAGGACACUUUUCACACCCCAUCACACUGUUAGUUGUAGACUGUGUCCUGAUCACUUGAGAAAAGCAUAUACAUAAGUUAAGGAUGACUUUUUUUUUGCAAGUGGGAUUAGACUCGAAAAAGAGAACUCCUCCACACUCAUAAACCUCAGCGGUGCUUUAAUAAAAGGUUUGUUUUCGGGUAACAGCCAGGAGGAGAAUUUAAAGCAUUUAAUUUAGAAAGAAACAUGUUUAAUCACAAAUUUGUCUCAGAGGAAUAAAAAGAAGACGAGCUUGCCUACAUUAAAUAAAGAAGCAAAAACAAACAGUUUUUAAACAAGUGGUGAAGGAGCAGUAAAAGAUACUAAAAUGUUCCUCAUUGAAAAAGCAGGGUUGGUCCAGAAUGUUCUGGCUGGGGUGGCCCAGCUGUGGUGCUGACUCAUGACAGACAGAGAUGAAUGCUACUUAUUUACCCUUUCUGUAUGCACUAAUAAAAUCUAUUUAAUUACUAAGGUUUUAGUUUCAUACAGAUGUUGCAAGUAAGUAAUCUACAAUCUCUCCACUAAGUAUGAUUUGAGUCCUGAAAGAUAACUCACUAAAGUAAAAAGUCACUGUAAAAGAAUAAAACCCUCACAACAACAUCUGCAGACUUUAAGUCUAAGGCUAUUUGGAUCUCAUUUAGCUUAUAGAUUGUGUCUUUAUAUUACCACGGAAAAAGAAGAGGAGGAGCUCUCACCUGCAAAUGGUUCUGGGAACUAUCAAUCUAGGGCUCAUACGGGCCCGUCCCCGUGGAGAUACAGGCUGUUAACUUAAUUACUGCUGAUUAAAUCUGCCUCUUUGCUUCCUACAGCCAAUGUUUAACUGAUCAAAGAGGAUGAGCCAUAUUGUAGAUAACACUACAUUUAUUUUAGUCUCCCACUUUGUAUUCCUCAGUAACAAGGGCACAGACCCACAAGGAAGAAGGGGAGUGUUUACGCUGAGGAAUCUGUAACCUCUGCGCUCUUUUUUCCUCUGAAGUUUUUCGUGUUGGAUGUAGCUUCAAAUGGAAAGCAGCUCAAUGAGAUGCAGAUCUUUUCCCAACUUGAGAAAAUCAUGAAAAUGGCAGAAAACGCAGAAGAGAGACUCCCUCCUCUUGGUAUCUUGACAUCUGACGGGAGGACAGAGUGGGCUCAAGCCAGAGACGUCCUAACGAAAGGUCUCCGCUUUAACAUUUGUCUACUCUCUAUAACUUGCAACAGUCUGCAGCAUGUUUCAGACACAUGAACUGAGACUUAUCCCAUGUCUCUGUCUAGAUCAAACCAACAGGGACUCUCUGGCCUUGAUAGAGAGCUGUAUUUGCCUGGUGUGUCUGGACGAACCCUGUGGUCUGGAGCCCAGAGAUACGACUAGGGCUCUGCUGAUGCUGCACGGUGGAGGCAGGGAGAAGAACGGAGCGAACCGCUGGUAUGACAAGUCAAUGCAGGUAGGGAUACCCACAGAGCUUUUCAACCCUCCAUGGAUUCGGAGUUUCGUCCGUCAGUUAAUUCACCUUCUCUCAGUUUGUUGUAGGACUGGACGGUGUGUGUGGAGUCGUGUGUGAGCAUUCGGCAUUUGAGGGGAUAGUUCUGGUGCAGUGCUCAGAAUACGUGAUGAAAUACAUGUAAGUACUGCACAUGCACUCACCCCGUCAUGGCCUUAACUUGACUUGGUUUUAAUCCCUGUCUUGGUCACGAUACAACUUAAAGGGCUAUUCCGGCAUAAAAUUAAUUUAGGGUUAAACACACCAUAACACAGAGUUAGACACCCCCUCGAGAGAUGAAUGUUGCUGGCCGCUUACUUCUCUAGUUAUACCGACCUUAGUAACGACCGCACGAUAGCAAUACACAACGGUCUGAGGAGCCAUAAACAAACCUCAACCAAAACACCACUCUACGCUGUGUAUUGCUAUUGUGCGGUCGUUACUAAAUUUGGUAUAACUAGAGGAGCAAGCGAUCGGCAACAUUCAUCUCUCAAGGAGGGCCUAACUCAGUGUUACGGUGUGUUUGACCCUAAAUUAAUUUUACACCGAAAUAUCCCUUUAACUGUCAAAAACCGCUUGGCGACAACUACUGAUGUCAACAUGCUGUUAUUGUCCUGAACAGAUCAGGGAGUCCGUCUAAGUUGGCGAGUGCGUCCAAUGUGAAAGAACUUGCCCCUCCAAGAAGGCUUCUCUGGAAAUGCAACGCAGACAUUCAGGGACUGUUAACAGCAGCUGGGGACAGACUCCAAAGGCAAGACGAAGACGGAAGAUUUGAAUAUCUACAAGUGAUUCCUUGAUUAUGUCUGAUAUCUUCUGUGUUUCUUCUUCAGGCUGGUGAAUAACCUCGACAUGGAUGUUUUCAAGUUCAACACAUAUGGGAAAGACUUUAUCAAAAAACAGAAGAUGAGUCCAGAUGCGUUCAUUCAAGUUGCUUUACAACUUGCAUUUUUCAAGUAGGGUAAACAAUUUAUCAUCUUUUCGGUCAGAGUUGGCGAUCUCAUGCUCUUUCAAAUAUUCUGAUAGAAUCAUAUCUCUAACAGAUGUGGAGGAAGGCUUGUGCCCACAUACGAGAGUGCGUCCAUUCGGCGUUUCCAAGACGGUCGUGUGGAUAACAUUCGCUCGGCCACCCUCGAGGCCCUGGCUUUUGUUAAGUCCAUGACAGACGAGAGGGUCACCUACACCGUGAGUCAUUUUUCUCACUUUGACCACAAUUACUGAGUAACUCCCACAUCAGCAGCUGAAGUGAAACAGGUGUGAGGAGUCUCUUUGAGUGUCCCCAUACAAGCAGAUGAUCUCCCUCUGGAUUAUUCAAAGCCGCAUACUUCCCCGUUUUAGUGUUUAAACUAUUCUUUAAACUGCGCUUUUACUUUUCUUUACAGGAUCAAGAAAAAAUGAAGCGGCUGAGGGAUGCAAUUAAUGCCCAGACAAACUAUACAAUUGCAGUAAGUACUUAAACGUGUAUAUUUGGCAAACAAACAUGGCGUUAAAAAGUUGCUUCAUCUUGAUAUUAAAAAUUACUAAAAACUCGCUUACGAAACACUUCAAUAUAUAGUGAAAAUUAAUUAAGACUUAACUGGGACACAGUUUAUUUGGCAGAUUGGAGACUGAGCAGCUGGUCUGAAUUCUACCAACAGCCAGAAAUAACCUCCAACCAGCACCCUGAAAGCUCAUUUUAAAUUUAAAAAAAAACAAUUUAGGGUUACUUCUUACCCAGGGGCAGCAACUUAGUGGACACUUGACCUCCCAAUAAGAUUUAGGCAUCCAAUGGGGCUCCAUACCAUGAAACAGUCCAGUAAAGAACUUCAACUUAAUGUUUAAAGCUCUAGUGAGGAACUUUCGAUUCAUGUCAAUUUUGGCGCCCCCUGUGGACAAAGCAGUCUUUGCUUAUCUUGUCCUCUACAUGCUUAAUUAGUGUGAGAUAACAAAGAAAUCCCAUUCUUUAACUGUGCACUCAAGACCUGAUCCAAUAAUUCAGCUUAUACCGAGCCUCUUAUUAUGAUAAUCCAUUCUUACAAACCAAAAACUGCACUUUUCAGGCUAUUACAGGAAUGGCAAUCGACAAUCAUCUCCUUGGACUUCUGAGAAUCUCCAAGGAGCUCAACAUGGAGAAACCAGAGAUCUUCUGUGAUGAGACAUAUGUGGCCAGUAACCAGUUCAUCCUUUCUACCAGUCAGGUAACAUCUGACCUUUUCAGUUCUACUGUACUCUUACUUUACUAAAAGUGUUACAAAAUGUUUGGUGUCUAGCCUACACAUUGUAUUUCCUAGAACCACUGACUCAUCCAUUUCUGUUUGUACCAGCUCAGCAUGGAGAAAACAGAGGAAAGAGGAAAUAAGAGGGCUGAAUUUCCUAAUAUAAGCUGCUUUUAUGCAAUCCUAUUCCACAGAAAUAUUAAAAAUGCUUUUACAGUGUAAUAACUGUGUGUGGAAAAAAGUUUUCCAAGCUGUGCUGCUUCUCCAGAGCAUGCACGAAGAAAACAACCAUGUUCAGAUCAUACAGGUUCUCCUUAAAACAACUGUUUAAAACAAUCUACCAUCUGCAAGUCUGAACAAAACCUUCUCGUUUUAGAGUUCUCAUUUAAUUCAUUGAAGCUAUUUCCAAGACAUGACUGUGAUUGCACAAAACUAAGAAAAUGGCCCCUUAAAAAUGUGUCACCGAACUCCACGGUGGGCUUUUAAACAGGGAGGGAGACAGCGAAACUUAACAAAAGCGCCAGGCUAAUUAGGAUGUUUUGUUUAUGCUGGUUUUCAGGAUCCUCACUGAAGCUGUGUGCUUCCUGUCUUGUAUUUUUAAUUAGAAACCCUGCCUGACUCGACGUCUGCUCUCAGCAUUUAAUGACUGAGAUCAUCAUUUUAUUCUGCCCAACUUUCCUGAAAAUUAAAGCUGAACACAUACAUAGCAUACAUCGACAUUAAAAAGAGUGAAGCAGAAGGCUUACACUGACCAAACGUUAGUCCUCGACAUCAAGGAUCGAACACUUUUCCUCGUAAAGCCAUAAGGUCAUGAGGUUUUAACUUUCUUGUUUGCUAACUAAUGGACCCCGAACUAUGUCCUCUUGUAUCCAGGUCCCAACCACAGUGGAAAUGUUCUGCUGCUACGGCCCCGUGGUGACCAACGGCUACGGCGCCUGUUACAACCCACAGUCAGAUCACAUCCUCUUCUGCGUGUCAAGUUUCUGGGAGAACACCGAGACGAGCUCGGCUGUUUUCAUCAAAGCCCUGAACGAGGGCCUGCUGGAAAUCAGGGACUUGUGCAAUAGAAGCAGCGCAACGGCUAGCAAACAGGCCGAUAGCAGCCAGGGAGCGGGUCGGCCACAAAAAUCAGGGAAGUAA
Messenger RNA from Xyrichtys novacula (pearly razorfish), 9107 nucleotides. NCBI's taxonomy places the organism in Eukaryota, Metazoa, Chordata, Actinopteri, Labriformes, Labridae. The record is from the annotation of a GenBank genome assembly.